This is a messenger RNA of Mizuhopecten yessoensis (Yesso scallop), 884 nucleotides long. Its product is annotated as temptin-like. NCBI's taxonomy places the organism in Eukaryota, Metazoa, Mollusca, Bivalvia, Pectinida, Pectinidae. The record is from RefSeq and is a predicted model, not a curated record. The transcript has 3 exons. Bases 75 to 494 code for a protein of 139 amino acids.
CCUUAACUGUCACGUAUACAAGAAUCGAGAUAGACUCUCGUUGAUCUUUUUCUGCUAACACCGUACCACGAAGGAUGUUUCAACUGGUGUUAGGCCUCGUUUUGGUUCUCGGUAUUAAUGAGUGUUCCGGGAAACCUCCUUACGGUGAUGCUAUUCCUAACGGCAAAGCUGUCCCUAACCCGUGUGCACCAGCUGGCACUACGUGGCUAGGCGUUGGUCACACCACCCCGUCAGGAGGCGGAACGAGAAACUUGUUCGGAUCGAACUUCCUCGACGAAGAUUUAGAAUGGACCAACACACUGUGUACGAUGGACUCCGAUGCGGAUGGUGUAAGUAAUGGGGCGGAGCUGGGAGACCCCGACUGUACAUGGACUAAAGGUGCAGCACCAACACGUAAUGCUACAGGCCACCCAGGGAUCUGUGAACCAAUAAGCCUGGUUCAUUGUCAACUACAGAACAAUAACUGGAAUAUACAGUGUGAUAUGUACCCCUAACUACCAGCUCAUGUGAUUUCUACCUGGGUCAUCACUUGACACAGUCAAGGCCAAAACUUCGAAGGAUUUUUUUUCCAAAAGCAACAAUAUUUUGUCUGAAUUUCUAUUUUUGAAUGCAACGACAAUGGUUUGUUUUUCACAUUUUGAUACUAAAGAAACGACACAAUUCGAAUUUAUGAUAUCAAACGGAGUUGACGACGAUACAUUGAAGUGCUACAACGUUUAAUCAAAGCAAACAAUUCAAAAAAAAAAUCAUCGCAUAUUUGAUAUCAAUGUUAAAUCUUAGUUAACUGUUUUUUUGGUAAACUGUUGGGCGUAAAUUCUGAUUGCUUUGUUUAUUUAAUUACCUUUUCACUGGAAAUUAAAUUCCGCGAGGAAAAGAUCAAUUGA